AUGUCUGAAGAAACAAUUAUGUCUAUGAAUGUUCAGGAAAUUAAAAUUGAACCACUAGAAUAUACAAUAGAAGAGAUUAAGGAUGAAUUUGAUAAUGCUGAUGAUUUUGUUAAGCCUGAAUCAUGUUCUGAAGACGACAAAACGAGUUUAGAAAGAUUCAUGAAGUCCGAAGAAGUAACGAUAGAGAAAGAAGUCCAACAGAAGUUAAUUCAGACACCCUCUUAUGAAUGUGACAUAUGUAAUAGAUCAUUUUCAGAAUCGUAUUAUUUAAAAGAGCAUAUGGUCGAACAUAUGAGUAGUCAUAGCAACAAAAACCCCCACAAAUGCGAUAUAUGCUUUAAAACAUUCAGACAACCGACAAUUUUAGCAAAACACAUGAUUCUUCAUACCGGAAAAAGCCCUCACACAUGUGGAAUAUGCAAUAAAGCUUUCACUCAGACGAGCAGUCUGAAACAGCACAUGCUCAUUCACACUAAAGAGCGUCCUUUUGAAUUACACACAUGCUUAUCCACACAGGAGAACGCCGACACAAAUGCGAAAUAUGCAAUCAGGCAUUCACACAGGCAAGCAGUCUGA
Molecule: messenger RNA, 576 nt
Organism: Ctenocephalides felis (cat flea)
Lineage: Eukaryota; Metazoa; Arthropoda; Insecta; Siphonaptera; Pulicidae
Product: zinc finger protein 79-like
Exons: 2
Coding region: 1-576 (191 amino acids)
Cellular component (GO): nucleus
Source: RefSeq, a predicted model, not a curated record